AUGGCAUCGCACGCUCCCGCAUCGACGGUCGUCGUAUCUGGCAUCAGUAGGUCUACCGCCAAGAAGCAGAUUGACGACUUUUUCAGCUUCUGUGGCUCCAUUACAAAGCUCGAGCUGUCCGAUGAUGAUGCCACUCACCAAAAGGCUCUCAUCGAGUUCUCUAAGCCCAGUGCCGCUAGCACCGCCGUGAUGCUUCAUGGAAGCUCGCUCGAUGGCGCUUACCUCUCUGUGUCGCUGGCUGGAGACGCUUCUGCUGCUGCCUCUACUCCAGCGGCUGCCGCCAGCACCUACCACGACGAUGCACAGCCCGUCGAACAAGAGGACAAACCCAAGACCGCCAUCGUUGCCGAGUACCUCGCUCAUGGCUAUACAAUCUCGGACGAGAUUACGAAGCGUGCCAUCGAGCUCGACAGCAAGCACGGCCUCUCCACCAAGUUCAGAAGAUACCUCUCGCAGCUCGACCGUUCUCUUGGCAAGCAGCUCGAAAAGGCCGCCCCUUCGGCCUCGACUGCCACCACUACCAUGACCGAGCACACUCCCAGCGGUCCUGCUGCCCUUUCGUCUGCUACUGAGAAGCAAGCUGCCGCUGUGCCCGUCCCCGGUGACGACGCUGGCGUUCAAGGUCCCAAGACCACCACCACAGUCCCCGAACUCACGUCGUCUACUACCGCUGCCGACAAGUACGACCCUUCUUUCACUCGUAACAUCCAGCAACGAGCACAAGCCGUGCUGCACAAGCCCGAAGUCAAGGCUAAGACCGAUCUCGUCUGGACCAAGCUGAGCGACUACUACAACGCCUUUACCAACCACCCUAAGAUUCACGAUUUCUACUCCAAAACUUCCAAGACUGUCGCCGACGUGCACGAAGAGGCCAAGCGCAUCGCCGAAAAGAAGAAGCAGGGCGGUCACACGGGCACCUCGGCUCCUCUUCCCUCCACCGGCGCAAAGCAGAUGAGUGUCUCUUGGCUCGUCCUCGGCCUCGUGCUGCUCUCGACUCUUUCGCUGAAGGGUGUCACUGCUCACGAACAUGGCGCCAUCUCCAACGAGCCGGCAGAGAUCGCCGGUUUCAAGCCGACCGACAUCGAGCACGAGAGCUACAUCCAGAGACACAUGCGCACCGAGCACCACAUCAAUGCUUUCAACCUCGGCAGCGCAUUUGCGCUCCACGACCUCGACCGCAACGGUGUGUUGGAUCGCUCCGAGAUCGAGGCCAUCUAUGGCGUCCACCAUUCCGAGUCCAAGAAACACUCUGCCAACCAUGAGGUGCACGACCAGAAGGCAGACAAGAUUGUUCGUGCCGUGCUUCUUGCCAUGGACACCAACGGUGACGACCUCAUCACCAGGAAAGAAUUUAUCGAUGCCGGUCCCAAUGGAUUGCCACUCUUUCCGGAAUUCAAGAUCGGCAGUCUUGGUCACCACUACGAUGAGGAGUCCGAGUUCUUUGUCCAUCACGAGGAGCUCUACCACAACACACCCGAAACCCAAACCGUCGAGGCGUACAACCACAAGGAGGAUAUCGAGCAUUUCUCUCACCACGAGGAGAUUGAAAAGGAGGAAGAGCAGCGCGAACGCAAGGCUGAAGGCCUGCCUUCAAUCGAGCAAGAGGAGCGACUCAAGAAGGAGGCUGCUGCACGGGGUGAAAAGUACGUGUCGUCUUACGAACAGCAGCUGACGGACGAGGAGAAGAAAAAGGCACAGCAGCAGCACGAUGAGGCACAGCUCGGCAAUGCCGUACACGAAGCAGAGGCGUCACAACACAUCUUCCGAACGCCCUCCGGCAAGCACAUUGUCAAGGAGAAGCAGAUGGUGUUCCAAGAUGUCGAGGUUGACAACGCCGGUCGUCCUGCUCAUCCGCAUGCGACCGAAAACAAGUCGACCAAGGCCGCUGCUGCCGACAAGCCGCACGAGGAGCGUCUGCCUCACGGCGUUGCUGACCGAGUACCCGGUGAGACUGAAGAAGGACGACGUCAGCGUCUCGCGGCUGCCAAGCUGGAAGCUGCUCGACGACCCUCUUACGGCCAGGGCGAAAAGGGCUUCGCGUACCCCAAGGACGAUAGCGACCGUAUGCGAAAGGGUGCGCCAUACAAGUACCGCGUCAAGAAACAGUCCUACUUUGGUGAAUUUUAA
Molecule: messenger RNA, 2127 nt
Organism: Mycosarcoma maydis (corn smut)
Lineage: Eukaryota; Fungi; Basidiomycota; Ustilaginomycetes; Ustilaginales
Exons: 3
Coding region: 1-2127 (708 amino acids)
Cellular component (GO): extracellular exosome; endoplasmic reticulum-Golgi intermediate compartment
Molecular function (GO): calcium ion binding; RNA binding
Source: RefSeq, a predicted model, not a curated record